This is a messenger RNA of Bursaphelenchus xylophilus (pine wood nematode), 4120 nucleotides long. The record is from the annotation of a GenBank genome assembly. Lineage: Eukaryota; Metazoa; Nematoda; Chromadorea; Rhabditida; Aphelenchoididae.
AUGAUGCGUCAUUUCAGUGGGACACGGCCUCGAAUGCCGUCCAAAUUCAUCCUUGUCAUGGUGGUCUGCGGACUCUCGACCAUGGUGUCGGCUCAAUCUUUGGCUAGUAAGUGGAAAAAAUUGAAAUAUAUCGGGUUCACAGGGAAAAUUUUAUAUUUUUGGGGUAAAUUAAGGUAAUUUAGGGGUAAAUUGCACUGUUUUUUAUUUGAAAAGAGGUCAUAGUGGUAUUUAAAGGCAGUAAAACGGAUAGAAAAGUGGUUUUAACAUCAUAUUGAUCGAUUUAUAUGAUAAAAAUAUCGAUUUUCAGCUAAAAUGUGGUUAUUUUUGCCUAUAACAACAAGUUUUUACCCUUAAAGAAUGUUUCUCUGUGAAAUCGAAAAUAUCCAGCUAUAAGCUACAUCUUUGAAUCCAUUUUAUCCAAAACGAAGCCCUCGUUUACCCAUUUUUCUGAGCUCUCACCCAGUUUCGCACCAGAAACCUCAGCUUGACCAUUUUUCUCCCCGAAAAAGUCGAACGCAACUGGUUCUGUAACAUCCGAAGCACCCCCCAUUACUCAAUCCAAUCAAUCCGACACCGAAAAAUGUUCCGUUUUAAUCGCAUACGUUAAGAAGCGUUAAUUCGGAGCUUCUUCGCCCCAAAAAAGCGCGGAAAACAUGACAUCCAACUGGUUUUCCCAACAGCUGAUGGCGAAAAAACUGGGGAAAAUAGGUUGGAAAACAUUUGAGGAAAAAGGAAAAAUUAAAAUUCCGCCGAAAAAUCGGUGAAAAAUUGAGAAAACGCGUGAAAAUUACGUUCUUUGUCCGCAAAGAAUUCCUUUGGACUCGUUUCGAAAGGAAAAAUAAAAAGGAGCGGAGUGUGCCCGGUUAGCUCAGUCGGUAGAGCACCAGACUCUUAAUCUGGCUGUCGCGGGUUCGAGCCCCGCAUCGGGCUAAGGCUCUUUUUGAAGGGAUUUUGAUUUUUUUGGGUUGUAGAUAGUAAAAUUAAUGCUGUUAAUAAAUUUGAGAUUAUUUUUAAAGGCAUAGUUGUUUUUUUAUGUUGCUGAAAAUCGACGAGAAAUCUAUUUUUGGCUAAAAUUCGCUAAAAUAAUAAGUUUUUGCGAUUUUUUUGGUAAAAUACGUUGUAGUUAGCUUUUUUUAACAGUAUGUGGCUCAUACCGAAAUUGCAGACAGUUUCUUCACCGAACCCGACACAUUUCCCGGCUUCACGACGAGGGUCGGACCAAAAGCCCUCGAUUUGAUGAGCGAAUAUUUGAGGCAACGGGUCGGGAAAUUCAUAAAAUUUGGAACAAUCGCAUACAAUUUGACCGUCCCACUAACUCCAUUAGUUCGAUUCUCACUGCUUUCAAAUGGAGUUUCCGGCUUCGAGGCGAAUAAUUUCCAAAGCUCGUUGAAAGUGACGCCAAAUAAGGAGCUUUUGUGGACUGUAAGUGCUUCACAAUUCCUUUACUGGGCUUUUAAAUAAUGUUUUUGACAUCAAAAUUUUAUUUUCGAAAAUUUUGACACCAAAUUUUGACUUGUUGCAGAAUGCCAAGAUUUGGCGGGAAAAUUGAAAUUUGAAAAUUAAUUUGCCUUUUUAGGGUGCCAAUAUGAAAAUCACGGUGAACUCGAUAUACCGCGUCACCAGCAGCGCCGGCGAGGUGACUGGCUCAGUUCCAGUGACCUUCGACCGGUCGACUGUUGAACUUGCCCUUCAGACCGCGGUGAAUACGGAUGGGCAUCUCAAAACCGACCUACAACGAUGCCGCGUCUCCCUCAGUGAGCUGCAUUUCGAAUUUGCUCAGUCGGAUGCGGAUCUGAUCAGGAAUUACAUGCCGUUCAUUCAUCGCGCGGUCAGAGAUCAGGUGGAUAAUGUAAGUUUGAUUUUUUUGGAAAAAAGGACUAAAAAGGUCUUUUAAUGCGGAUAGAGAGUGGUCUCAGGGUCGUUUAGAAAGAUUACAUUUCUUAUGGUUUGGUUAUUAGGUUACGAAAUUGUUUUGGGUCCCGCCACGAAAGUUUCGCACAUUGGAAUUUUGGUGAAAUUGAGCUUUUGAAUGUCUCAGUGUUUGUUUUUGAGCCUUUGUGACUUUAUUUUGGGAAAUCUGAAUAUCAGUUUAUUAUUAUAAUUUGGGUCCAACCACGAAAAGCUGAAAUUUUUAAAUUCGGUCUAAAUCUGUAGUUGCACUAAAUUAUAAGAUGAUUUUAGAUUUUUUGUGUAAUUUUUGAUUGUUUAAUUUUCGUCUUCAGCUUUUUUUGCAACACUUCUUUUGAGUCCCACCACGAAAACCUUCAAUUUCAAAAUCUCAUCAAAUUUUCCCUAUUUCAGCUGCUCUGUCCCACAUUCCACGCCGAGUUGGUGCCGGUGAUCUCGAACCGCCUCAUGAACACCCCGAUGAGCGCCGCUCUUUUCGACCACUACUUCAUCAACUAUGGCCUGAUGGGACCCCUCCUCUACAACCACGACGGCCUCGAACUCCGCCAUCGAGGCAAUGUGUUCGGAAUCCUGCGACAGGGCCGAACCCGCCUCAACGACUUCCGUCUGCCCUUCCGAAGCGCUCCGUUGUUCAGUCAGCCGGAGAACAAACACAUGGUCAGCUUCCAGAUGAGCAACUACACCUUGGCGUCGUUGAUGUUCUGGAUGGAUCAGUAUCGGUGGGUUGGAGGGUUGAUUGAUGUUAUGGAGCUGUAAUUCGGGCCCUGUGGCUAUUUAGAAGCAAAAUUAAGGCUUGUUGCAGAAUGCCAAAAAUUUGAAAUUUUGGCGGGAAAUUUAAAUUUGAUUAAAAAAUUUGUCGGUUUAUGGUGAAAAGUGAAAUAGAAGAGUAUUUUCAUAAAAUGAUUUUUAGAAAAAUAGAAAAAUUCAAAUUACUAUAAAAAUUUUCAAUUUUCAGAAAAUUCGACUACGAAAUCAGCAAGACCAGUGUGAACGACAGCAACAUCGCCGGAUAUCUCAGAACUGAAUGCGGACCUCAAGAUAUUUGCGCCGGAACCCUCUUCCCCGCAUUGGCCGCCAAGUUUGCCAAGGGAGUUGUGAACAUCAAAACGCAUACUGUAACUUUCCCGCACGUUCGCAUCGAAAACGGAAAAGUGAAAGUGAUCGUGGACAGUCGGAUUGAUGCCUUCGUUUCCGUGAGUUUGGAGAGGAAAUGUGGUUAGAUAGCGAUUUUUCGAGCGAAAUUAUGAAUUUUUGCGCUUGUUGCAGAAUGCCAAAAAUGGCGGGAAAUUUGAAUUUUUUUAAGGUUUUGGAUACUUUGGAGGUUGGAUGUAGCAGUAUUCUUUUGUUGUUGUUUUUGCACUUUAUUUUGAGCUUCAUUUAUUUUAUACUUCGGCGAAGGUUCUUGAGUUGGCGAGCUGCGCCCGAACUUUGCCCGUUUUACGAGUUUUCAGCGGAGCUUUGUGAUUCUUAGAGUGAAAACAAAGUGUAUGCUUCUUUUUUAAAUCAUAGGAACGGGUUUUUUCAAAUUCAGCGGCUAAUUUUGCCCCAUUUUACAUUUGGCGAACUGCGCCCUGGCUUAUUUUCAUAUUUGACCUAAAAUCAGGAAAACGGAAGAUAAUAGUCACACAUGUCCUAGAAUACAUUUUUUAUUAUGUUUUUUGAUGUGUGAUUAUUUCCCAGGGCGCAGUAUGCGAUUGAAAAAUCUCAGAAAUUCACGAAAUUUUAACAUUUUAGCAACCAGACAAGAAUCGCCGCUUCCUCACCGCCAACAUGCUCGCUGAAUUGGUCCUACAAAAAGUGCAGUUUAAAGACUACACACUCACUGGAAAACUGAACAUCGACUCGUUCAAAAUCAGCGACGUUGUCUCACUUGUGGACGGAAUUGACGCCAAUUCGAUCGAGUUUUUGAUCAACGCCCUAAAUGAUUUGAUCCUAAAUGACGAAAUCUCCAAGAAAUUGAAGGAUGGUACGAUUUUUAGGGGAAAUUUAAAAUUUUUUGAGCUAAAAUUCAAUUUUUUACAUCUUUUUAGGCAUCAAACUGCCGAUCGUCUUCGAUUUCGAACAAGCCAGCUCGGAAAUCGUGCUCGAAGCCGACAAGAUGACAAUUCACGCGGACUACUGCUUCGAGGAGGGCUGCAAACAGGCCCAACCGGCCGCACGAGUCGACCAGAGCCAGGACAUGGACGUGAAUUACUACGACGCGGCUGGAUAA